GUCGAGGACUGUGCAGUUUUCAUCGUUGGGAGGGUAGAGCUGGCGGAAUUAUGGCUGCGUUGAAUUAAACCUUCCUAAAACUCUUUGCUGCCGAGAACAUUUUAGACAAGCAGCAACAAGGAAAAAAAAAAGAUUUGGGAAAACUUGUAGCAACCUUUCAAAGAUCUGUUGAGGAAAUUUUGGAAAACAGUAUUUGAGGGGAAAAAGUUUGUAGACGUUGAAAAAGUUUUGGAACAACUUUGUAAAGUUCCUUAAAAGAAGCUUUUUGGGGAAAAAAUUGAAUUUUUUUUGGGGAUAGUUUGCAGCAGAUAUGGCUGUUUAUACCUUGACUAGUUUCUCCUUGUUAAGUCUGUUGUCGUUUGGAUAUUUGUCUUGGGAGUGGAUGAAACCGGACCCGAGCGGGAAGAAGGCGACGGGGGUGAACGGCUCCGCGGGCAAGCCCCAUAUCAUCUUCAUCCUGGCGGAUGACCAAGGCUUUCACGACAUAGGGUACCACAACCCGGAGAUCCACACCCCUACGAUGGACAGGCUGGCGGCGAAAGGCGUUAAACUGGAGAACUAUUACAUCCAACCCAUCUGUACCCCUUCCAGGAGUCAGCUGAUAACGGGAAGGUACCAGAUACACACGGGGCUCCAGCACUCCAUCAUUCGGCCUAGGCAGCCGAACUGCCUGCCCCUAGACCAGGUAACGCUGCCCCAGAAGUUGCAGGAGGCCGGCUAUUCCACCCACAUGGUCGGCAAGUGGCACCUGGGCUUCUAUAAGAAGGAAUGCCUGCCCACCAGGAGGGGCUUCGACACGUUCUUUGGCACUCUGACGGGCAGCACGGACUACUACACGUACGACAACUGCGACGGCCCUGGGGUGUGCGGCUUCGACCUGCACGACGGCGAGAACGUGGCCUGGGAGUACAGCGGGAAGUACUCCACCUCCCUCUACGCGCAGAAGGUGGCCAAGAUCCUGGCGUCGCGGAGCCCCGCCGAGCCCCUCUUCAUCUACGUGGCCUUUCAGGCCGUCCACACGCCCCUGCAGUCGCCCAAGGAGUACAUCUACCAGUACCGUUCCUACGGCAACGUGGCGCGCCGCAAGUACGCCGCCAUGGUCACCUGCUUGGACGAGGCUGUCAGGAACAUCACCCUGGCCCUCAAGCGGUAUGGUUACUAUGACAACAGCAUACUCAUCUACUCGACGGACAACGGGGCCCAGCCCUUCUCGGGGGGCAGCAACUGGCCGCUGCGGGGCCGUAAGGGGACGUACUGGGAGGGGGGCAUCCGAGGGGUGGGCUUUGUCCACAGCCCCCUGAUCGAGAAGAAAGGGAGGGUGAGCAGGUCGCUGGCCCACAUCACCGACUGGUACCCCACCCUGGUCUCGUUGGCGGGCGGUAAUCUGAGUGGGGUGAGCCCUCCCCUGGACGGACACAACCUCUGGCCCACCAUUAGCCGGGGUAAGAAAUCUCCCCGGAGGGAGAUAUUGCAUAACAUCGACCCCUUGCACACCCCAGCCAGGUCUGGCUCCUGGGAGGAGGGGCAGGGCCUCUGGAAUACUGCAGUCCAGGCUGCCAUCCGGCAAGGAGACUGGAAGCUCCUGACAGGAGACCCCGGCUACGGGGACUGGAUACCCCCUCAGACUCACCCCAGCCUGCCUGGCACGUGGUGGAACCUGGAGCGGCAGAGGCUGGGUCACCGGCAGGCUGUCUGGCUCUUCAACAUCACGGCCGACCCCUACGAGAGGGAGGAAGUGUCUGCCCGCCACCCAGCCGUGGUCCGCAGGUUGCUGGCCCGACUGGCCCGCUACCACAGGACCUCGAUCCCCGUGCGCUACCCAGCCGACGACCCCCGGGCCAACCCUGAGCUCCAUGGCGGCGCCUGGAUGCCCUGGGCUGGCGAGGACGAGGGGGAGCCGCGGGGCGAGGGCGCGGUCAGCAGAGCCGGGCAGAAGAAGCGGAAGUCGUGCAAGAUCUGCAAGCUGAAGUCUUUCUUCAAGAAACUCAACUGGAGGAUAAUGUCAAAUCGGAUCUAGGGAGGGCUGUGGUCUGUAGACCAUCAGCCCGGUGCUGCACGCUGCCCGGAGGCAGCAUGAACCGUAAACCGUGCCUGGAUGUACCAGCACACAGAUGUUGGCAACAUCUGCCUCCCCUGCUCCUGAGGCCUUCUAAGGUCCCUUCUAAAUGCUGAGUCCCUAACACGCUCAGAGACCACUUUAUUAGGUACACUGCUUGUUAAAUAUGUAAUUGGCCAAUCGUGUGGCAGAAACUCAAUGCAUAAAAGCAUGCAGACAUGGUCAAGAGGUUCAAUUGUUGUUCAGACCAAACAUCAGAAUGGGGAGGAAAUGUGAUCUAGGUGACUUUGACCGUGGAAUGAUUGUUGGUGCCGGGUGGGGUGGUUUGAGUGUCUCAGAAACUGCUGAUCUCCUGGGAUUUUCACGCACAACAAUACUAGAGUUUACAGAGAAUGGGGUGAAAAACAAACAAAAAUCCAGUGAGCCUUGUUAAUGAGAGAGGACAAAGGGGAAUGGGCAGUCUGGUUGAAGCUGACAGGAGGAGGACAGUAACUCAAAUAACCUCACGUUACAACAGUGGCGUGCAGAAGAGCAUCUCUGAACGCACAUGGCAGACCUUGAAGUGGCUGGGCUACAGCAGCAGAAAAGCACAUCAGAUUCCACUCCUGUAUCUACAGUACCUAUAAAAAGUAUUCACCCCCCCCCCUUGGAAGUUUUCAUGUUUUAUUGUUUUACAAUAUUGAAUCACAGUGGAUUUAAUUUGGUUUUUUGAUACUGAUCAACAGAAAAAGACUCUUUCAUGUCAAAGUGAAAACAGAUCUCUUGAAGGGAUUGAGUAAUUAUGCAAUCAAUUAUUUUGUGUUUUAUAUUUGUAAUUAAUUGAGAUCACUUUGUAGAGAUCUGUUUUCAGUAUUUAGUAGAUGCACCUUUGGCAGCAAUUACAGCCUUGAGUCUGUGUGGAUAGGUCUCUACCAGCUUUGCACAUCUGGACACUGCAACUUUUCCCCUUUCUUCUUUAUAAAACUGCUCAAGCUCUGUCAAAUUGCAUGGGGAUCGUGAGUGAGCAGCCCUUUUCAAGUCCAGCCAGAAAUUCUCAAUUGGAUUGAAGUCUCGAACUUGAUUUGGCCACUCCAGGACAUUAACUUUGUUGUUUUUAAGCCAUUCCUGUGUAGCUUUGGCUUUAUGCUUGGGGUCAUUGUCUUGUUGGAAAACAAAUCUUUCCCUCAAGUUGAAGUUCACCAGGUUUUCUUCCAGGAUUUCCCUGUAUUUUGCUGCUUUCAUUUUUCCCUCUAUCUUCACAAGCCUUCCAGGGCCUGCUGCAAUGAAGCAUCCCCACAGCAUGAUGCAGCCACCACCAUGCUUCAUGGAAGGGAUGGUGUGUUGUUGAUAAUGUGUGGUGUUAGGCUUACGCCAAACAUAGCGUUUAGUCUGAUGGCCAAAAAGCUCAAUUUUGGUUUCAUCAGACCAUAGAAUCUUCCAGCUGACUUCAGAGUCUCCCACAUGCCUUCUGGCAAAUUCUAGCUGAGAUUUCAUGUCAGUGGUUUUCUCUUUGCCAGUCUCCCAUAAAGCUGUGACUGGUGAAGCACCCGGGCAUCACAGUCUCUCCCAUCUCAGCCACUGAAGCUGGUAACUCCUCCAGAGUUGUCACAGGUCUCUUGGUGGCCUCCCUCACUAGUCCCCUUCUUGCACGGUCACUCAGUUUUUGAGGACGGCCUGCUCUGGGCAGAUUUACAGCUGUGCCAUAUUCUUUCCAGUUCUUGAUGAUUGACUUAACUGUACUCCAGGGGAUAUUCAGUGACCUGGAAAUGUUCUUGUAUUCAUCCCCUGACUUGUACUUUUCAAUAACAUUUUCACAGAGUUUCUUGGAGUGUUCUUUGGUCUUCAUGGUGUAGUUUUUGCCAGGAUACUGACUCACCAGCGGUUGGACCUUCCAGAUCCAGGUGUAUUUUUACUACAAUCAAUUGUAACACCUUGACUGCACACAGGUCUCCAUUUAACUAAUUAUGUGACUUCUAAAACCAAUGGGCUGCACCAGUGAUGAUUUGGUGUGUCAUAUUAAAGGGGGUGAAUACUUACGCAAUCAAUUAUUUUGUGUUUUACCUUUGUAAUUAAUUUAGAUCACCUUGUGGAGAUCUGUUUUCGCUUUGACAUAAAAGUCUUUUUCUGUUGAUCAGUGUCAAAACAGCUAAAUUAAAUCCACUGUGAUUGUGUUGUAAAACAAUAAAACAUGGAAACUUGCAAGGGGGCAGGGUGAGUACUUUUUUAGGCACUGUGGUAAAAGGGUCACAAAGUGUAAGGUCUUUUCCAAAUGCUGAGGUUGUGUAAGGUCCCUUUUAACUGCUCCGAUGGCUGGAAGCUUGGUCUGCGAAUCACUGUGAGCCCGCUGCAGGCCUGUCCCAGGCUUAGAGGACUAUGUAUGUGCUUGUGUGUGGUUGGGAGGGAGGAAUGGGGCUUGUUCUGCUGCUGUUUUCUUGCUUGUUGUGCUCAGUAUCGUUCUGCUGAACACUGUGGGCGUGCUAUGUUGGCGCUGGAAUAUAUGGACACACUUGCAGGCUGCUCCCGGCACAUCCUUGGGUACGUUGGUUGUUCGCUCAAAUAACGCAUUUCACUGUAUGUUUUGAUGUACACGUGAUAGAUAAAGCUGUCAAAUGUAACCUGUGCAGUUGCAAAGUCUUUAUAAAGCAUUGGUCAGACUGCAUCAGGAAUAUUGUGAGCAGUUUUGGGCCCUUGCUGGUAUUGGAGGGGGUCCAGGGGAGGUUCAUGGGAAUGAUUCUGGGAAUGAAAGGGUUAACGUAGGGAGAGCACUGUACUCACUUACAGAGUACAGAGAAGAUUUACUAGAAUGUUACCUGUGUUUCAUCACCUAAGUUACAGAGAAAGGUUGAACAAGUUGGGUCUUUAUUCUUUGGAACGUAGAAGGUUGAGGGGGGACUUGAUAGAGGUAUUUAAAAUUAUGAGGGGGAUAGAUAGGGUGGACGUGGAUAGGCUUUUUCCAUUGAGAGUGGGGGAGAUUCAAACAAGAGGACAUGAGUUGAGAGUUAAAGGGCAACAGUUUAGGGGUAACAUGAGGGGGAACUUCUUUACUCAGAGAGUGGUAGCUGUGUGGAAGGAGCUUCCAGCACAAUUUGUUGAGGCAGGUUCGAUGUUGUUGUUUAAAGUUAAAUUGGAUAGAUAUAUGGAGAGGAAAGGAAUGGAGGGUUUAUGGGCUGAGUGCGGGUCGGUGGGACUAGGUGAGAGUAAGAGUUCGGCACGGACUAGAAGGGUCGAGAUGGCCUGUUUCCGUGCUGUAAUUGUUAUAUGGUUAUAUGGUUAAAAGAAUUGAAACCUAUCAAGUACUGAGAAGUCUAGAUAGAGUAGAUGUGCAGAGGACGUUUUCUGUAGUAGGGUGUCUAGGACCAGAGGGUACAGCCUCAAUAGAGGGGUGUCCAUUUAGAACAGAGAUAAGGAGGAAUUUCUUUAGCAAGAGGGUGGUGAAUCUGUGGAAUUCGUUGCCACAAACUGCUUUGGUGGCCAGAUCAUUGGGUACGUUUAAAGUGGACUUUGAAAGGUUCUUGAUUAGAUAUGGGUGUUAUUUUCAGCAAAGUUGCCCAGGGUUAAUGGAGGCAAGCCAAAUUUCUCCAGCCUCCUGAGGAAGUAGAGGUGUUGGUGAGUUUUCUUGGCCUUGGCCAAUAACAUUAAAUUUUCUUGGUUAAAUGUUGUUAAAGUACCUGCCUCGACCACUUCCUCUGGCAGUCAUUCUAUGUAGACACAGCCCUCUGUGGGGAAUCUGACCACUCAGGUUUCUGCUGAAUCUUUUCCCUCUCACCUUAAACCGAUGCCUCUAGUUCGUGAUUCCCCAACCCCGGUGAACAAAGACUGCAUUCAUAAACACGAGAUUCUGCAGAUGCUGGAAAUCCAGAGCAACUCGCACAAAAUGCUGCAGGAACUCAGCAGGUCAGCUGGCAGCGAUGGAGGGGAAUUAACAGUCAAUGUUUUGGGCCAAGACCCUCCUUGAGGACUUCAAAGAAAGGGGCAGAUGCCAGAAUAAGAAA
Mobula hypostoma (lesser devil ray) is the source of this 6027-nucleotide messenger RNA. RefSeq names its product arylsulfatase I-like. NCBI's taxonomy places the organism in Eukaryota, Metazoa, Chordata, Chondrichthyes, Myliobatiformes, Myliobatidae. The transcript is spliced from 2 exons. The record is from RefSeq and is a predicted model, not a curated record. The coding region runs from base 311 to 2017 and encodes 568 amino acids.